AUGAAGACAAAUCGCCUACUUAAAUUAAUUUGCCAUACCUUUAUUCCAUUGAAAAUAUUGAGUUAUGUAGAGUAAUGAGAAUAUUAUACCACAAGGAAUAAAUACCAGAUCCCAAAUGAUACCUCCUGUAAUAUUACACAUUAGCUAUUCCACUACUGCGAAAAGUGA
Molecule: messenger RNA, 168 nt
Organism: Paramecium octaurelia
Lineage: Eukaryota; Ciliophora; Oligohymenophorea; Peniculida; Parameciidae
Source: the annotation of a GenBank genome assembly